UUGAGAAACAUGACAAAUAUACUUAAAGUGAUGAUGAGGAGCUGUAAAUUAAGAGGAAACAUUCCUAGUUAUAUUAGUAAUUUGACAAAGCUAACUAUCUUAGAUCUUAGCUUCAAUAAACUAGAAGGGGAGGUUCCAAAUUUCGAAAAUGUAAUGCAAUUGGGAAAAGUGUACUUAACAAGUAACUUACUCAGUGGACCAAUUCCAAAUUGGAUCACUAUCAAAGAUACUAACUAGUAAGUUUAAGUUUCUUGUAUUACAUUAUAGGCAUAACAAUGUGAAAACAUGCUAAGAUUGAGUAAGAAUAGUUAGUUAAUUCUGUUGUAAUUUCUUUCUGCAGCCAAAUAGAUUUAAGCAAAAUAACAUUUUAACUAUUAUUUUACAUAUCCUUAACCAAACUUUUCAAUUCUAAAUUAAACAAAACACUAAAUUAAGAUUACAAACUAAAAGUUUAAAAAACAUUCUAAAUAUUUUAAAGCAAACUUCUCAUACAUUCUAACCACUAAAUUUCAUAGCUUUAUAACCAAAUUGUUAAUUCAAAAUUACACAAAACAAACUUAAUAUAUAAAUUAAUUUACAAUUAAAAACUUAAUCCAAAACAUCCUAUGUGUAAUUUUGAAAUCAUACCUAAUAAAACUUCUAAACUUAAUAAAUAUUAUGGUAUAUCUCCAUAGAUAUGUUUUGGGAACAAAUUCAUUGUUUUUUGCUGUUCAUGUUCUGUAAUAGCUUAUACAAGACGACUUUGCAAUUAUCAAUUUGCUUUUCCUUUUCCUUCUGUUAUCAAUAAUUGAACAUGACACAACAU
Molecule: messenger RNA, 805 nt
Organism: Cannabis sativa
Lineage: Eukaryota; Viridiplantae; Streptophyta; Magnoliopsida; Rosales; Cannabaceae
Product: probable LRR receptor-like serine/threonine-protein kinase At1g07650
Exons: 4
Coding region: 10-237 (75 amino acids)
Molecular function (GO): protein binding
Source: RefSeq, a predicted model, not a curated record